Molecule: messenger RNA, 528 nt
Organism: Hyaloscypha bicolor E
Lineage: Eukaryota; Fungi; Ascomycota; Leotiomycetes; Helotiales; Hyaloscyphaceae
Product: DUF1742-domain-containing protein
Exons: 3
Coding region: 1-528 (175 amino acids)
Biological process (GO): vacuolar transport
Cellular component (GO): endosome
Source: RefSeq, a predicted model, not a curated record
AUGGCCUCCUUCCCCAACGUCUACACCCAUCGCAAGGUCGCCGACACCGCUUCCAAAGCCUGCGAAAUAUGCUUCAAGCCAAGCACCAGCGUGCUGGUCACACCUGAAAACAAGGACUUCUUUUAUGUAUGCCCGGCACACCUCAAAGAAAAAGGCUUCUGUAGCCCAAUCAUCGACGAGGCAGCUGUGGCCGCCAAGAAAAAGAAGGAGAUGGAUGCCGAGGUCGAACGUGUCAGGAAGGAAUUCGAGGAGAAGCAAAAGAAGAAGAAGGACAAGGAGAAGGAGAAAGGAAAGGAUAAAGAUAAAGACAAGAAGGACGAUGACAAGAAAGAGAAGAAGCCCGAGGAUAAGAAACCUGACGAAGUCACAACUCCAGCACUGGACGAAGAACCAAGAGUGUUUGCUCUUCAAAAGACCUUCUAUCAACAGCGCGUUGACAAGAAACGGAACGCAGAGAUCGCCAAACGAAAUCGGGAGCGUCUACAAAACCCCAACCUAUUCCCUCAAGUCCCCAAAGGAUUCCCCUAA